AUGGAUGAGCUACAAUCGUUGUCCCUGGAUGAGAAAAGGAGCAACGUGGACCAUUUUGUUGACUACCUGAUAAAUAAUGGUGAAGAGGCUGAAUCAACAGUGCGUUGUCGAAGGCCUGAGUAUAUCAAUGAUCCUAUGGAUAUAGAUAGCACAGUAUGUGAAGAUGAGCCCAUGUUGAUGGAUAACGAUUUAGAUUUCAAUCUAGAUAUUUCAUUGAAUGACAAAUUGCAAUUCCAAGAAGAAAAAGAAGCAAAGAAGCCUCUACACAGUCCUAAGAAUACGCGGAACGGUAUCCUAAACACUAUGUUGUCACCAACGAGUUUGGGACUCAAAGUUGCCACUGCUUCCAAUAAUACCACUCCAAACAAGGAAAAUCAUUGGGAAGAAAUUAUACCAAACAAUGAAAAUCCCGUAGGAAAUACCAAUACACUUAGAGAACGGUUUCAAAAUGUUGACUGGAGUAAAACUCCAAUCAGUUUACAAAUGCAUCAUCAUCAUUAUUACCCUCCAGCAGACAAUAUCUCAAACUAUAAUCAAAUCAAUAACAAAUACACUACAGACAACAACGAAAAACUCCCAUUACCGUGGCAACCAGACAGCUCUCCGGAGGAUAAAACACCAUACAUUAUUACUUCAUGCUUUCAGCUUCUUUUGAAUUUCACAGCAACAGUAUACUGUUUUUCGUUGAUAUAUGGAUGCAUAAAAACAGUAAAGUCGGAUAUAAGUGCCAAAAUGGCUCAAAAAGUACAAGAACUGCUAGUAGAACGAGCCGUUUGCAAGAGGAACUGGAAUGAAAACGGGUGUUCACCGGAUCGAAUUGUGCCAGCUUUGGAACAACAAUGCGCAGCAUGGGAGAAAUGCAUUAACAAGGAUCCUUAUUCAGCAGCCGGCUAUUCUAGCAUUAGUGCAGAAACAUUGGGUAUGAUCAUCAAUUCACUACUUGAGCCCAUUGGAAUCAAAUCUUUCCUAUUUUUACUCGGAUCAAUGGCAGUUUUAUUUCUUUCCAACUUUUCAUUUGGGUUUCUGCGUGCAAAGAGCUACUACGGUUGGAAUUACCAGCACAACAGAGAUCCAGAUGAAAGAAUCAAACCCAACACAGAGAAGCCCAAUAUUCAAUAUCUUACGUAA
Molecule: messenger RNA, 1128 nt
Organism: Komagataella phaffii GS115
Lineage: Eukaryota; Fungi; Ascomycota; Pichiomycetes; Pichiales; Pichiaceae
Exons: 1
Coding region: 1-1128 (375 amino acids)
Biological process (GO): nuclear envelope organization; lipid homeostasis
Cellular component (GO): nuclear envelope; nuclear membrane
Source: RefSeq, a predicted model, not a curated record